This is a messenger RNA of Hemicordylus capensis (graceful crag lizard), 4885 nucleotides long. RefSeq names its product ALG10 alpha-1,2-glucosyltransferase (gene ALG10). Lineage: Eukaryota; Metazoa; Chordata; Lepidosauria; Squamata; Cordylidae. Gene Ontology annotation, molecular function: dolichyl pyrophosphate Glc2Man9GlcNAc2 alpha-1,2-glucosyltransferase activity. The coding region runs from base 1 to 1416 and encodes 471 amino acids. Gene Ontology annotation, biological process: dolichol-linked oligosaccharide biosynthetic process; protein N-linked glycosylation. Gene Ontology annotation, cellular component: endoplasmic reticulum. The transcript has 3 exons. The record is from RefSeq and is a predicted model, not a curated record.
AUGGAGCGAUCCGAGGCCUACUACUUCUCGGCCGCCCUCAGCUGCGCCUUCCUCGUCUCCUGCCUGCUUUUCUCGGCGCUCAACCGGCAGCAACGCGCGCCGUACAUGGACGAGGCCUUCCACAUCCCUCAGGCGCAGGCCUAUUGCGAGGGCCGCUUCGAGCAGUGGGACCCUAUGAUCACUACACUGCCUGGUUUAUACUUGGUAUCAGUUGGAAUCGUGAAACCUGCAGCAUGGCUCUUUGGGUGGUCGGGAAACAUAGUCUGCUCUACAGGAAUGCUCAGAUUCAUUAAUCUUCUCUUCAGUGUCGGGAACUUCUAUUUACUAUAUUUGCUUUUUUGCAGAAUGCACCAUAAAAAGGCUGCCUCUGGGUUCCAGAGAAUCCUCUCAACCUUGACGCUAGCAGUAUUUCCAGUUCUUUAUUUUUUCACAUUCCUUUAUUAUACUGAUACAGGCUCCACAUUUUUUACUCUCUUUGCAUAUUUAAUGUGCCUUUAUGGCAAUCAUAAAACUUCAGCUCUGCUUGGAUUUUGUGGCUUCAUGUUUCGUCAGACAAACAUUGUAUGGACAGUGUUUUGUGGUGGAAGUGUUGUUGCCCAAAAACUAAGUGAAGCCUGGAAAGCAGAAUUGUUGAAGAACAAAGAACAGAAGAGCUUGCCCGCAAAAGGAUCCUUCUCAGAACUAAUCCAAGUCUUCAGAUUUCUCAUUGAAUACCUCAUGUCACUUAAAAACGUAACUACUCUUAUUCUUUUGACUUUGCCGUACAUCGGCAUGGUGAUGGUGUUCUUUGUUUUUAUGGUCCUGAAUGGUGGCAUAGUUGUUGGUGACAGGAGCAGCCAUGAAGCUUGUCUUCAUUUCCCUCAGCUCUUCUAUUUCUUCUCCUUUACUCUGUUUUUUUCCUUUCCUCAUCUAGUGACCCCUAGCAAAAUUAUCAAUUUUCUUCAUUCAGUGAGGAAGCACUUGUUCCAAUAUAGCAUCCUCACCAUCAUCUCUUUAUUCCUUGUCUGGAAGUUUACAUUUGUUCAUAAGUAUUUGCUUGCAGAUAACAGACAUUACACAUUUUAUGUGUGGAGAAAAAUCUUUCAAAGACAUGAGCUUGUGAAGUACAUAUUGGUUCCAGUCUAUAUAUUUGCUGGCUGGAGUUUUACGGAUGCACUGAAAUCAAAGUCUGUUUUCUGUAACUUAGUAUAUUUUGUAUGUUUGUUUGUGAUCACAGUUCCCCAAAAGCUACUAGAAUUUCGUUACUUCAUUUUGCCAUAUAUUAUGUAUAGGCUGAAUAUUCCUAUGCCAUCGCUCUCAAAACUUUUUCUUGAAUUGGCUUUUUAUCUUCUGGUGAAUGCAGUAACAUUUUAUUUCUUCUUAAACAAACCAUUUCACUGGCCAAACAAUGAGGAAAUCCAGAGGUUUAUGUGGUAGUUUUUGCACUUGGAAGAAGACCAAAUUCUAAGAUUUUCCAGUAGCAAAUCAGAAGCUGGAAGUUUAGAAACUACCAAGGAAAACAAAAUAUGCUGGAUGUUUUUUAUAACUGGGAGUGAAUGUGAAUUCUAAUGCACUGUUUUUGCAGAUAAUGGACCAAUUAUAUAAGCUUAGCAUCCUGGUGGUGCUAUAUAGAUACAUAAUAUGUUAUCAGGGAAAUAAUCACCACAUAUCCAAACUAAAGUGAAUGAACUACUCUUGUUUACAUCAUACUGAUUAUGUUACCAAAGUCAUAAAUCUGGGGUAUCUAUGUGCAUUUGCUGAACUGUAUGUGUCAGGAAAUUGAAAGAGGUACAGCUAUGGCCCAAUGAUUUGAUGUUUUAUAUGGUUUAGUCACGAUAAAGAAGCUUUUAUGUUGUUUUUGCUUAAUGAAAACUUCUUGUGAAGUGUCUUAUGCUACAAAAAUCCAGGUCACAUACAGGGCUGGUUCUCACUAUAAGAACAAUGUUGGUUAGACAGUAAUCUGAAUAUUAUUGUGGCACACACAUUCCUGAUUUCUGGUCAUGAUAACCUGGAAAUUUUUGGCUAUGUCAGGUUGACAAUGUGCCAAUUUGGCAUAUCACUGACAUCAUGAAUUGAGAAUUUGAACUCCAGUUGUUGAUGUCAGUUGAAUGCCGUGUUGUCAACCUGACAUCACUGAAAAUGUCCGGGUUUUCACGACCAGAAAUGGAGAGUGCAUGCACUGUGGUAAUCAAGGGUGACUCCAGAGGGGUGGCAAGUGGGCAGGUUCUCCCACCUGCACUCCCAUUUCUGUUUCAGAAAUCUAAUGUGUGGGACACAGCUCACCCAUUCAUAAAUGCACUUUGCCCCUUCUGUGCCGCCUCUCAAUUUUUCUUCUAGUAACUGGCAGUUAUGUGGUAAUGUUUAACCAGCAUUGUUCUGAUUGUUAGAAAUAACCCACAGACUUAUUAGACUAAAAACCAUUGAAGCUAAUGGGACAAGUUACAGUAAUCAGGAAUAACAAGUCCCAUUGGAAUUUCGUCAUGACUAAAUUAGCCAGUAUGUGACCCAUCUGAGAUUUUACCACUUCUAUGAAAGCUAAAGUCUCAGAUAUUGCAAUAUAAGGAUGCAUUCACAAGAGAUGUUCCUUAGAGGGAAAAUGACAGAAGAAAGUCACAUGAUUAUGACUUUACAGAAACCAAAAUGUACUUGAAAAUUGGACCACAGGAAUAAAAUAGCAGGAAUGGGCAAACUGAGCUGAAGAAUCAUAGUUGAUUCAUAUAAAGGCAUAUGCAAUUAACCUAAUUAAGCAUAUGCAUGUCACUUAAAGAACAUAAUGGGUGGUACACUAUAGCUUGUAAAAUAUUAGGUUCACAUCUGACAGCCAGACUAAUGGAUAUGAGGCUAAUGAACAUAUUAGGCCGACAUCCAGACUAAUGAAACCCCCGUUCAACUCACUUGGCUUCACUGCUCAUGCAGUCAUGGAGGGGGGGAUAUUGACAACCUGCCCUUCCACCAGAAGUGUCCUGUGCCACCCAAAAAUAUGUACCUGAGGGCUUUGCAGCUCACAGGGACAUAUUUUCAGGUAGCACAGAGUGCUUCUGGGAGAAUAAGAGGUCAUAGAUAUUUGCCUCUCCUCUGCACAAACACCUGUGCAGUGUUAGUCUGGAACUGUUCAGAAGCACUGGUGCUUCAUUAGUCUGAAUGUCGGCCACUGAGUGAAAUGUUGUGUGUAUGUAGUCCCACUGAAAAUUGGACCACUAAGCUUAAAGGCUUAGUUAAGUAUUUCUAAAACUAAACAUACUUACUAGGAAUUAGGUUCCACUGAGUUCAGUCAGGAUUAUGUGUUUAGAUCAGAGUUUUUAUGGCUGCCUAACUUUUAUAGGGUGUCUUUGCAUUCAUUCUACAACAUGUUGGACACUGGUGUUGGGUAAGAGUGAACAAUUUCAGGCAGCCAUUCUUGACAUAUAGACUUUGCGGUUAUGAAAGAACCAGAAUCUUCUGGUUCUGUGGUUGGUUUUGUUAUCAGUUUCAUCUUAACCAUGGCAGAUAGAAACUUGUGGCUUUGAUUUUAAACAAAACCUGGACAUAAUUCUAACAAGAGAAGCUUCCCGGCUGUACUGGUCACUAAAAAUGGUAUUAGCCACUUGCAUCCACUGGCCACAAUCCACAGCGCUAAGUGUGUUUAAGCCUUCUGAAGUAAGUGGUAGUAAAUGCGCUUAACUCUGUGUUGGACUGUGGCUGUUUUGUAAAGAUUCAGAGCAGUCACAUAACAAAUGUCUGUACAAUCAAUGUAGUCACAUGACAUUCAUACACCUUCAUUCUGGAGGAAAAAUCUUAGAAGUAUAAGAAAGCUACAUUGAAUAACACAACCUGUUAAAGGAUCAGGUUUGCUGCACCAAACUAAAUAAUAUUAGUACACAUUUUAUGUCAAAUCAGUUUUUUUGAUAUCAUAGGUGUUUAACAUUGACAUGUGAUAAGACCUCUCCUAAGUAGAAUGAGUGCAUUCCUCAAUUCUAAUGUGUAAUCUUUUCAAAGUUUUCAAUGACUCUAUGAGGUUAUUUCACACACUGUUCAUACAAUAAAAAUCUAGCAUAAGUUUUCUUUGGUACAGAAGGAAGGAACACAAUAAACCUAAAUCUGUUUUUUAAACCCCUGCAUUCAUUGCUUUUGGGAAAUCUGUGACUUCAGGAAAUAUUCAUAUAUUGCUUCAAAAGCGAGUUCCUUUUGAAGCAAUACACAAAUUCACUCAAGGCUGAUUAUCUUAGAUUCAAGAAACAGGAUGAGAUUAUGGAGACUUGAACUGGAAUGCAUUUCUAAUAUUUCCAUGGCUUUUGUAAUCUGGUCUAAACUUUUCGUUCUAUGAUUUUGAAAUGUCCAGGUUUAAAGGACAGAGCAUCAAUGGUCUAUCUUUUUUUAAAAAAAAAUCAAAGAGUACUUAGUUUGGGUGGAUGAAUUAACUGUGAAAAUUAAAGUUAUAUCUACUGAACACAAUGUCUGUCUUAAAAUUACUAGUGAAGUAAACUUUUUAACAUCACUCUUUUGGGGUGAUUGUAGUGUUGCCUCUUGAUAUAAACUUUUAUUUAUCUGCUUGGAAGUUUGAUCUCUCUGACCCCACCCCACCCCCACUGAUGAAGAUCAUAGUUUUAUCUGAAUGGAUAGAUUAUAUUAUUUAUUUGUUGCACUCCAGUAUGUAACUACAUCAAAUCUGGAUUUUCCGAAGUUGUGAAACAGAUUAUCAUUAGAUGGUGAUGUGCUUUGGACUAGGAUUUGACUCAGCACCCUCCCCCUUGACUCCAGUCUGUUACCCAUGCCAUCUAUAUGCACUGCACAACACUGCCUCUGCUAAGUUGAUGGAAUGGCUGCCUGAGUCACUUGGAAGCACUUCUUCCAACCAUCCAGAGACUUGUGUUUUGGGCGGUAUACAAAUAUGUUAAAUAAAAUUAAAUAAAUCUAGCUAGAAAGCAAA